CCCUCCCCCCUCCUCCCCUCUGGUUGGAAAGUUUCUAGAAUCUCUUCCCAGCGGCCUUUGCGGUUCCAACAUGGCGGAGCUGACGGUGGAGGUUCGCGGCUCCAACGGGGCUUUCUACAAGGGAUUUAUCAAAGAUGUUCAUGAAGACUCCCUUACAGUUGUUUUUGAGAACAAUUGGCAGCCAGAACGCCAGGUUCCAUUCAAUGAAGUUAGAUUACCACCACCACCUGAUAUAAAAAAAGAAAUUAGUGAAGGAGAUGAAGUAGAGGUAUAUUCAAGAGCAAAUGAUCAAGAACCAUGUGGAUGGUGGUUGGCUAAAGUUCGAAUGAUGAAAGGAGAAUUUUAUGUCAUUGAAUAUGCUGCUUGUGAUGCCACUUACAAUGAAAUAGUCACAUUUGAACGACUUCGGCCUGUCAAUCAAAAUAAAACUGUCAAAAAAAAUACCUUCUUUAAAUGCACAGUGGAUGUUCCUGAGGAUUUGAGAGAGGCGUGUGCUAAUGAAAAUGCACAUAAAGAUUUUAAGAAAGCAGUAGGAGCAUGCAGAAUUUUUUACCAUCCAGAAACAACACAGCUAAUGAUACUGUCUGCCAGUGAAGCAACUGUGAAGAGAGUAAAUAUUUUGAGUGACAUGCAUUUGCGAAGUAUUCGUACAAAAUUGAUGCUUAUGUCCAGAAAUGAAGAGGCCACUAAGCAUUUAGAAUGCACAAAGCAACUUGCAGCGGCUUUUCAUGAGGAAUUUGUUGUGAGAGAAGAUUUGAUGGGCCUGGCGAUAGGAACACAUGGUAGUAAUAUACAGCAAGCUAGAAAGGUUCCUGGAGUUACAGCUAUUGAGCUAGAUGAAGAUACUGGAACAUUUAGAAUCUACGGAGAGAGUGCUGAUGCUGUAAAAAAGGCUAGAGGUUUCUUGGAAUUUGUGGAGGAUUUUAUUCAGGUUCCUAGGAAUCUUGUUGGAAAAGUAAUUGGGAAAAAUGGCAAAGUUAUUCAAGAAAUAGUAGACAAAUCUGGUGUGGUUCGGGUGAGAAUUGAAGGAGACAAUGAAAAUAAACUACCUAGAGAAGAUGGAAUGGUUCCAUUUGUAUUUGUUGGCACUAAAGAAAGCAUUGGAAAUGUGCAAGUGCUUUUAGAGUAUCAUAUUGCUUAUCUAAAGGAAGUAGAACAGCUAAGAAUGGAACGACUACAGAUUGAUGAACAGCUUCGACAGAUUGGUAUGGGUUUCAGACCUUCUUCCACCAGAGGGCCUGAAAAAGAGAAAGGAUAUGCCACUGAUGAAAGUACCGUCUCUUCUGUACAAGGUUCUAGGUCUUAUAGUGGAAGAGGCAGAGGUCGUCGGGGCCCUAAUUACACCUCCGGUUAUGGUACAAACUCUGAGCUGUCUAACCCAUCUGAAACUGAAUCUGAGCGUAAAGAUGAGCUGAGUGAUUGGUCACUGGCAGGAGAAGAUGACCGAGAGAGUCGGCAUCAGCGUGACAGCAGGAGACGCCCAGGAGGAAGAGGCAGAAGUGUUUCAGGGGGUCGAGGUCGUGGUGGACCACGUGGUGGCAAAUCUUCCAUCAGUUCUGUGCUCAAAGAUCCAGACAGCAAUCCAUACAGCUUACUUGAUAAUACAGAAUCAGAUCAGACUGCAGACACUGAUGCCAGCGAAUCUCAUCACAGUACUAACCGUCGUAGGCGGUCUCGUAGACGAAGGACUGAUGAAGAUGCUGUUCUGAUGGAUGGGAUGACUGAAUCCGAUACAGCUUCAGUUAAUGAAAAUGGGCUAGAUGAUAGUGAAAAAAAACCCCAGCGACGCAAUCGUAGCCGCAGGCGUCGUUUCAGGGGUCAGGCAGAAGAUAGACAGCCAGUCACAGUUGCAGAUUAUAUUUCUAGAGCUGAGUCUCAGAGCAGACAAAGAAACCUCCCAAGGGAAACUUUGGCUAAAAACAAGAAAGAAAUGGCAAAAGAUGUGAUUGAAGAGCAUGGUCCUUCAGAAAAGGCAAUAAAUGGCCCAACUAGUGCUUCUGGCGAUGAAAUUUCUAAGCUACAGCGUACUCCAGGAGAAGAAAAGAUUAAUACCUUAAAAGAAGAAAAUACUCAAGAUGCAGCAGUCCUGAAUGGUGUUUCAUAAACUGAAGAAGUUCCUAGUUUACAGUUCUUUACAUUACAUUUUACAAUAGUGCUUGUACAAGCUUGCCAAAGAUAGAAUAUGGAUCGCCAGUCUUUCCAUCGCACUUUCAGUUCCUCCAUUUGGAAUUCAGAAAGGGGAGGGAUCCUGAAGAAAUCAUAUGUUAAACAUACUUUGACACCUACUGUGUUAUAUAUCAUCAGAUGUGCCUUGAGAAUAGUAUAUGUAACAUUAAAAAAAGUUGCUGGCUAUAGGAAAUGUUAUUUUGUUUUCAAAAUAUGGCAGAGAUGGGGGGGAGGUGGGUGGGGUGGGAUCCCUAACCUAAUAUUCUUUAUGAAAGCAUUAGCUGCUUUUGUUACAUUUUUAAUAAUAUGCAACCACUUCUUCACCUGAGGAAAACUAGAAUGAAAUGCAGUCUAAGAUAUUUUGCACUGAAUUGUAAUUUCUUCAUUAGUUUUAGUCUGGAAACUGGUCUGUUUUAAUGUGUUUUUAAAAUGCUGUAUUGUAGAGGAAAAUCUGCAGACCACUGGAAUACAUUUGUUAAACACUCAUCUGCAGGGACACUGGGUGUUAUUGGCAGUGACUGUUCUACAUUGAGGCUUUGUUUGGUUUAUUUAUUAAAGUGUACAGUAUUUAAAAAAUCAAACAUAGCUUUAGUUAAAACACUAAGCUGAAUUAGUCGUGUCCAUUCAGACAUAACCUGAACUACUGAAAAGAUCAAUUUCCAGAAGGUUUAUUCUGUAUAAACUACAUGUUAGUCUUCAGUAGAGUAUCUUUUCUUUUUCCUCCCUUUUUUCUUUUUCUUUUUUUUUUUCUUUUUGGUUUUGAUUGUUUGAUGUGCAAUAUGUUUUUGUAUGCAGGUAGUAAAUAAACUUUUGAUCUUCCAUUUGCUGAUUUUUAACUUUCUACUUUUUAAACCAACUGUUGAAAAGUAGUUGGACCUACCUAAAGGCCUAGAGUAGUAUUCUGAUUGCUUUUUAAGAUGCAUUUAUACUUGUUCAUAAAUAGUAUUAAAAUAUUAGUUGGUCAUUUUGUAAUGAAUCCUCUGAAGUCUUAGUACUUAAAAAGUUAGUAUGUUAGAAUAGAAUGGUUUAGGGAAUUGGUCUCAGAGAUUUGAUAUUAGGAAAGUCUUUGUAACAAAAUUCUAGUCAUAGGCAACUUUUGGAAGGCAUUGGGGUAAAAUCCAGAAUUUUACUUUUGCCUUUGAGUCUUCGUUAUUUUUAUAAAGUAUAAUGAACAGUUUUUAAAUAAGGAAUGUCACUGAUUUUUGGUUUUCAAGGUAAUAAUUUUAAAGGUUCUCAUAUUGAUUGGAUUUUUUGUAAAUAUUUUGUCCAGAUGGCUUAAUGUUAGGACUAUACAAACUUUUACACAAAGUAAAAGUUUGCAAGCUGAUAAUAAUUGUGAAUUUGUGGGAGGGUUUUGCUCCACAAUAUUAUAUAAAGACUACUGAGCAAGAAGAGGGAGCCCUUUUGUUCACUUGGGAUCUGAGAAGUAUUUUUAUGUGCAUAAAAAAACCCAGUGAUUUUACAACUGAAGGAUAAUUCAGGGUGUAGCUAAAGAUAUUUGCUAGGUCAGUGUAUAUAAACCUUAGCCCUCAAAUUUAUUACUGGUGAGGUUAAGUUGUGAUAAUAUCAAAUACUUUUUCCUAAAACCCUAAUAAUGGAAAAUUUUAAAGUAAGGUGUAGUGUUAACAGUGCAGUCUUUGGACUUUAAAAACCACAUUUUUGGCUUUAUUAUUAUUCUGUUUAAUAGUAGAAUUAUAAAUUAACUAUAAGGUAUGGGAAUUUUCAGUAAUCUCCAAAUUGGUAAAUAUGGCAAAAAGAAAAUGAUUUUUCAUUUUCUUCCAGGUAGUAGAAUAUAUUCAUGAAAAUCCUCCUUGUUCUGUAAAGACUGGUUCAAUGAGAAAGGAAGAAACACAAAAUCAUUUUAAAAGUGGGGUUAGCCCAAGGAGUUUUUAGAACUGACAGCCAUAUUCUAGGAUAUAAAUAUUAAGAUUUCAUUUUUUACAAAUGACUAAUCCCAAUAUCCUUUAAGAAUACAUACUAUAGCAUCAUGAUAGGCUUUUUUUUAAUAGCAUAUGCUCAGAUUUAGAAGUGAAAAGCCCAGUCCCCAAAGGUAACUAUUCUUUAUAGAGGUAGCCUUCCAAACUUUGAGAGAGGUGCAUCUUUUUUGGCUUAUUAGUUACAUAAAAUGUUGCUGUGGGAGAACUUGCCAGCUGCCAUGACCUCAUCCCAUCCCCCUCCAAUUCUAAAGGUUCUCUGCAGGUUAAAUACUGUUUUAGCAUAUAUAUACAAAAUUAUAUAUGAUAUCUGAACUAAAAUACAAAUUAAGAGGUGAGAUUACAUGGGGGUAAAAAUGAUCAUUUCCUGAAACUUGGGAUGCCUUAGGCCUAAAACUGUUUUGCAAAAUGGUAUUGGAAUCUGUUGACAGGUCAGUCAUUGUUGGUAAAAUUAUAGUAGGGAUACAUAAAACUCUAAAGUAGUUACUAUAUUUUGAUGUGAAGGUGAGAGAAAGAAUAUCAAAGUAGUGAGUUCAAACCACUGAGACACUGCUUAGGACAAGGCUGAGGGAGAUUGCUUAAGUAAAUACUCUUUAAAAAGCAAGUAUAGAUAUAUACAGGUAAGCAAAAAAAUUAAACAGGGAAACACUAAAGCUGGUGUUCUACUCUCUUUUCCUGGUCAGCCAUUCUUUCAUGGCUAGGAUCCAUCACCUUGGAAGUAUUUUUGUAGCUACUGUUUGCUAUAAGUUUGGUGUUUAACCUGAGAAUGGUCUGCAAAGUUGGUAUGUUAAUUUAAUAUUGCUGUAAACAGAUUGAUUUGAGGUUGAAACCAACUAGUCAGUAUUCUUAUAGGCUGUGUCUAUAGUGAGCUUAGUUAACUAAAGACAGGUGGAUGGAAAAUUAGUUAUAUAAUGCAGUAAAUCCUACAUCAGAUGAUUGAUGGUUAUUGGAAACGAGUAAAGGAAAAUUCCUUGUUUUCUAAGUUUCCAGGAACUUUGAUUUGAACUGGAUCUAUGGGUUUAGCAAUAUUCCAGAAGGUAGCAAGUAAAGUGUUCAUUGUAAAGUCUCAUUCAGUCUUCCUAUCUUUGCUAUUUACAGUUUGGAUCCCUUGUACCCUUUAUAAGGAUAUCUGAUAUAGUGAAUUUGCUGACCCCUUAUUUUUAAGUUUUAGUUUAUUAAGGAUGCUUGAAUGUGUAAUAGUCAUUAUAACCCAUGAUUAACCUAUGAUAACAUUUGGGUUUAAUUUCAGAGGACUGUUGGAAUAAAACAAUAACUGCAGUCUGCUAUAGUAAAACUUUUUGCAAGUGGUGGUAAUUUGAAACUGUAUUCAGCUGCUAGUUGAAAAUUUUGGUUAUGCUGAAACAUAGGAAAUUGCCAAGAGCUGAUCACUUCUAACCCACAAAAGUGACAGUUUCUUAUGGUUCAGCCUAAUAAUAAUACAUUUUAAGGUAUAAUCAUUUACUCUGGACAUCCAAGCAGUGAAUCUUUUCUGAGUCUAAUCAUCCAGAAAACCCCUAAUUACUGGAUGAGGGAGGUGCAUACUCUAUAAGGGAGAUACAAUUUUGUAAAAAAUGGUUUAUCAGUGGAUCACUUUAGAUUCAGAUUCAUCUGUAUCUUCUAUAUUAAUGUUUCAGGUACUGAAGUACAGAAUUGGGAGUGACUCUCUUAGUUGUACUACCCUUUCCUAUAUUCUGUUUUAUCCAACUAGAUCCUAUAAGGGCCUUUCUAAUAUAACUUGGUUCUAGUCAAAUGUCAGAUACUGUGUGACACUUAACUAUAGUCCUAUGUACUCUAAAAGAGUAUGCUGAAUUAAAAUGUGUUUGGUUUUAUAUAUGUAUCCCAGGCAUUUCCAGCUAUGUUGUAUACAAUCUAAAAAUAAAGGGCAAAAUUAUUUUUUACCAAUA
Capra hircus (goat) is the source of this 6004-nucleotide messenger RNA. It is a transcript of the gene FXR1, whose product is annotated as FMR1 autosomal homolog 1. Bases 71 to 2104 code for a protein of 677 amino acids. NCBI's taxonomy places the organism in Eukaryota, Metazoa, Chordata, Mammalia, Artiodactyla, Bovidae. The transcript is spliced from 17 exons. Gene Ontology annotation, molecular function: translation regulator activity; mRNA 3'-UTR binding; protein homodimerization activity. Gene Ontology annotation, cellular component: growth cone; axon; postsynaptic density. The record is from RefSeq and is a predicted model, not a curated record. Gene Ontology annotation, biological process: positive regulation of translation; DNA damage response; regulation of mRNA stability.